AUGUCCAAUAAAAUUGUGCCUGCCAUUUACCGCGCCGUCAUCGACGACGUUAUAUCCUCUAUAAAGUCGGAUUUUGACGAAUACGGCGUUAGCGAGGAAGUCCUGGCCGAUCUCCAGCAAAAAUGGGAGAAUAAAGUCAUCGCAUCCCAUGUCGCUGAAUUCGAAGUACCCGCCCCUCCACCUCCGCCAGCAUCGUACCCACCGCACCCGAUCCAUUCACAACAACAACACCCUGUCUAUUCCAUGCAUAACCCAUAUGCGCCACCGCCUCCUCCACCUCCACCCCAGGCGACCAUGGUCAAGUCGGAACCUGUUGACAGCAGGCAUAUCUUGAACUAUCACCAGCCCAUGCCCCACUAUACCGUACCUACUCUCCCUGGCCCUCCCUUGAGGCCUCCACCCACCGCUCAGCAGCCCAUUCAACAACAACCUUACGGCUCCCAGGCAGGACGACCAGGGACAUCGGCACCGCGUCCAUACAGUGUCACGCCGAAUUCGUACCAGCAGCCCCCCGCCGCGACGGCUCAGCAAGCUACUACCGCUAGGAUUCCCCAGGUUGACGGGCCGUCUUCCAGUGGCUCGGAUUCGGGAUCCUCACCUCCCCAGCAGUAUGCGCCCAGUCGUUCGCAUCUGCCUCAGCCAGAGCAACAGCCAGCUGCGCAAGCGGAUGAUGAGGCCAUCAACAGUGACCUGGAUGACUCGGACUCCGAGGGGUCCGAAGAUCCGGAGGAGGGUGGGUUGGGCGAGACGGAUAUCGUCUUUUGCACGUAUGAUAAGGUCGCACGCGUCAAGAACAAGUGGAAGUGUGUCCUCAAGGAGGGCAUGAUCCACGUCAAUGGCAAGGAUUAUCUCUUUGGCAAAUGCAGCGGGUAA
Messenger RNA from Stereum hirsutum FP-91666 SS1, 873 nucleotides. Its product is annotated as transcription factor IIA alpha/beta subunit. Bases 1 to 873 code for a protein of 290 amino acids. The record is from RefSeq and is a predicted model, not a curated record. The transcript has 4 exons. Lineage: Eukaryota; Fungi; Basidiomycota; Agaricomycetes; Russulales; Stereaceae. Gene Ontology annotation, cellular component: transcription factor TFIIA complex. Gene Ontology annotation, biological process: transcription by RNA polymerase II; transcription initiation at RNA polymerase II promoter.